This is a messenger RNA of Mesorhabditis belari, 390 nucleotides long. The record is from the annotation of a GenBank genome assembly. NCBI's taxonomy places the organism in Eukaryota, Metazoa, Nematoda, Chromadorea, Rhabditida, Rhabditidae.
AUGUCUCGAUCGUUGAAUUUUUUCGAAAAGAUGGCCCUCAACUUUGGAGUAAUUUAUCGUCACCAAGCAAAUCAAUUUCCCCGCCGCUUCGGAACACUUAAAGAGGUAUGGGCCAAAGAAUUACGACCACCCACUAGCUCUGACCUUCCAAAAAUCAAGAGCGAGUGGCAAAAGCUCUGCAAAGACGUUCAAAGUCAAACCUACAAAAAUUUUACUGUUCGAGAGCUCCUUGUUUCGGUGGCCGUGGGUAUGGAGAUCUGUGCUUGGUUCUUUGUUGGAGAAAUGAUUGGUCGGCGCAAUAUUGUCGGAUACUUGGUCCCGGCCGAUUACAUCAGCAAGGAUACCAGGAAGAAAGCCAAGGCAGCCGAAAAUGAAAAACCCCGAGUUAUC